GUUUAAAAAGACAUACUUUAAAAAUUCCGAUAUCACAAUCUUUCAGAACCUCUGGUACUCCCACCUCAGGCUGCUUAUCUUAACUACGUCCGAACACUGCUUAUUCUGACAGAAAGAUAAAAUGGCGGAAAGGAUGGAUAGCGAUAUGAAGAUAUUUAAAGAAGAAGAGGUUUUAGAUAAAAUAAAUCAUUUGAAACAAAUAGUGGAAGAUCUGAAGAAUACUGUGUGUGAGAUAGAACAACGACUGGAUAACAUUUGUCUAACUUAUGAGGAAGAAAUUAAAUCGUACCCGGCAGAAAAUGUAGAGGAAGCUGUAGAAGACCCAUUGAAUGAAAGAACAUUAAGGGAUGAGACGUUGUCUGAAGUGGCAGAGAAUAUCAUUAAACAGAAAAUAAGUAGUCCACUCAGUCCAGAUGUUUUCCGUUACUUUUUAUUACAUCACGCCUGAGGGAAGCCUAAACCCCCAGUGCUACCAAUAGUGCGACGCUACACAUUGGACGUCAUCUCCUUGAAGGAACAACUCAACGCUUUAAGAAACGAGCUCAACCUACAUCACAAGAAUUAUUGGAAGGAAGAAAACUAGAUAAUAAUUUAAUUUCCAGAAUAAUUAGAUUGCUGAAUAACAUUGAUAAAGAACUGUUGGCAGAGCAGAAAGAUGGUAAACGACAAAUUCCAAUUACUGAUUUUUACAAGGAUAUUCACGGAAACCAGUAACAGUUUCAGCCAUUUUGAAUUUGAUCCUCUGUAUCCUUUGUUAUAUUUGCAUAAAGCUAAUUGUUCAAUAAUCUAUAAUCUAUAAUGUUUUUUCUAAUAAUUUCAAUAAAUCAAUUUUGCUGUA
Messenger RNA from Stegodyphus dumicola, 838 nucleotides. RefSeq lists its product as uncharacterized. NCBI's taxonomy places the organism in Eukaryota, Metazoa, Arthropoda, Arachnida, Araneae, Eresidae. The record is from RefSeq and is a predicted model, not a curated record.